Molecule: messenger RNA, 3865 nt
Organism: Hyphopichia burtonii NRRL Y-1933
Lineage: Eukaryota; Fungi; Ascomycota; Pichiomycetes; Serinales; Debaryomycetaceae
Gene: ADR1
Product: DNA-binding transcription factor
Exons: 4
Coding region: 62-3823 (1253 amino acids)
Biological process (GO): regulation of transcription by RNA polymerase II
Cellular component (GO): chromatin
Molecular function (GO): RNA polymerase II cis-regulatory region sequence-specific DNA binding; DNA-binding transcription factor activity, RNA polymerase II-specific
Source: RefSeq, a predicted model, not a curated record
UNUUUUUUUUCCGCUUUCUAACUAACUCGACAAAGAAAGGAAGAGAAAAUUUUUUUGCUAAAUGAUUUCCCAACUUAAUUUCAGACAACUUGAUAGUACCAUGGAUUACAAUACCUCGUCGACGUCGAAUGAGUUCAUCAACACUCUACAAAUGACAUCAAAUAAAAAGCUGAAAAACGUUCCGGUGGAAUUCACUUCUUUUGGAACCACUCCUUCAGGUAAACCCAGGUUGUUUGUUUGUCAGGUUUGUACUAGAGCUUUUGCUAGACUAGAACAUUUAAGAAGACAUGAAAGAUCUCAUACCAAAGAAAAGCCAUUUAGUUGCGGAGUCUGUCAACGUAAGUUUUCAAGAAGAGAUUUAUUACUAAGACAUGCUCAAAAAUUACACGCUGGUUGCACGGAUGCUAUAACAAGAUUGAGAAGAAAAUCAAUUAAAAGAUCAAAUUCAACUACUUCAAACAAUUCCGCUAAUGAUCAAGAAUCGUCUUCAAACUCAACUCCUCCUCCUGCCCCCACUUCUAUCCCAUCUAAUGAUCCUGUUGAAUUCAAUCUUAAUCUUUUCAAUCCUUCGUCAACUCUUCCCAACACUAAUUCCAAAAUAAAUAAAUUACCUCGUCGAAAUUCUUCAAAAGAUUCAAAUACUCCUUCUUCAGCUACUUCGACUCCUGCUCCUGGCCCUGGUUCAAAUUUACAUCGUCAAGUUUUCGAUCGUAAACGAUCUAAUAGAAAUAGAGGUGCUUCCUUUUCGGCUCAAUCUGGUUCCAAUUAUGCAAUUGGUUUACCUGAAUUUAAUGAUUCUUAUCCUGAUGCCGAAAAUGUAGAAUUUUCAACUCCUCAAUUGUUACCUUCAAAUAUGAAUGACGAAAAUUCUUGGAUAAAUAAUUUAAAUUCAAUCCCUGGCUUAUCUCCAAAUCAUUUAAGAAAUCAUUCUAUUUCUUCACUUGAUCAAAAUAAAUUACCCGAUUUACCUCAAAGCGUUUCUCAUUCUGGUUCUUUCAGUGGGAAAUUACCAAAUGAUGAUUCUUCAAAUACUUUUUUAAAUUACGAUUAUAAUAACUCUCAAUUUAUGAUGCCAACCGCUACAAUAUCUCAUAAUGAAAUUAAUAAUGCUAAUAACCAAUUUUCAAAAAUUGAGCAAAAUAAUUUGAAAAAUCAUGAUGAUGCUGGUGAAGGAUACGGGUAUUCUUUUUACGACAUUCCAGAUUCAAUGUUAUUGAAAACUAGUGAUCAAUCAAAGUUCAAUCAACCUUUAACUCCAAUAAAGCAAGAAAUUGAUGAAGAUAUAAUGGAUAUGGUUAAUGAAAAACCUAAUCAUUUCCAACAUCAAUCCUCUCAACAAAUACCUCGUCAGCAUAAUGCUCAACAACUGGACCAACAACAGUCAAAUGUUUCUAAGAACUCAAUAACAACUAAUGGUGUUAACUUUGAUAUGAAUUUUUUGUAUGAUAUUGAUGAAUUGACUCACGAAUUUGACGUGAAUUCAAAAUUCAUGACUGGUGGUUAUUCAUUUUAUGGUGAUAAUCCUUCGGUUUCUUCUUCAGGAGUUGAAAGUUCAAACAGUCCAAACUUGAUAUCUCCUUCUAAUAAAUCUCCAAACCACAUGUCAAUUAAUUCAAAUAUCGAUUCAAAUUUAAAUAAUAAUUUUUUAAAUCAAGAUCAAAUAAUGAAUAUUGAAAAUAAUAAUGAUGGAUCUACUAAUAAGAAAAACCACUCAAUUAAAUUAGGCAAUUAUUCAAAAAAUCGAUUAUUUACAACUAAUAUGAGAUAUAUGAUCAAUAAAUCGUUGAGUAAAUAUCCAAUCAGUGGGAUAAUGACUCCUUCAAUUCCUUCAAAUGAAAAAAUGGAAUUUUAUUUAAAUAAUUUCAAUACGAUUUUCUUAUCACAUUUCCCAUUCAUUCAUAUUUCAAAAUUAAACGAAUAUGAAAUUAUGAAUAUGACUGUGAAUGAAGAUUUAGCCAAUGAAAGUGCUAGAGUAUGCUUACCUCUCUUGGUUGCAACAAUCGGUGCUUUGUUGGCUAACAAUAAAAAUGAUUCAGAACAUUUAUAUGAAGCUUCAAGAAGGAUCAUUCAUAUUUAUUUGGAAAGCAGAAAAAAUUUGGCCAAUGAUGGGUCAAAUAAUAAUCAACAAUCUGUUAAUCCUUUGUGGUUAAUUCAAUCUUUGACAUUAUCGGUCAUUUAUGGUUUAUUUUCUGAUAAUGAAAAUAAUGUUUACAUCGUUAUCAGACAAUUAAAUGCUUUGAAUUCUUUGGUUAAAACCUCAAUCAAGAAUAAUCGAUCCAUCUUAUUUUCAAUAAAUGGUGAUGAUGAUGAAGCUUUCCGUAAAAUGAAUUCAAAUCCAAAUGAUUCUUUGUUUUCAAAUGACCAAUAUUUCAGCGAUGAAUUAAAAUUUAAGAAUAACAUUAACUUACAAUCCCAAACAAGAAUUGUUUUUAUGAUUUACAGAUUAACGAACUUCUUAUUAAUGAUGUAUAAUGUGCCAUUGACUUUGAGUAUUAACGAUUUGGGUAAUUUAACAACCCCUAGCACAAAUGACGAAUUUUUAUGGAAUUUCAAAAAUUUUCAAUCAUUUAAAGAAUAUAAUCAAAUGAGUAAUAUUGAUAAGAAUUUAGAUUAUUAUUUAACUAAAACAAAUUCUAACACUAUUGUUUAUAAAGACAUCUUGAUACAAUUAACCAAGACUCAAAUUCAUAAAAAUUCCCCACAAGACCCUUCAUUAUUUUCCAAAUUAUCAAAUUUGAGUAAAUAUGGAUUUAUUUCAGUAUUGCACGGGUUAUUUGAGAUUAAACAAUACGAAGAAAUGAAGAUGGUUGAUAUUUUCAGUAUUUUAGAUAACUUAUCUAAAUUUAUAGAUAAUUCAAUCAUCAAAAACAAUGUGAUUCAAGGUAAUACUGAGAAAUUACUUAAUAACUAUCAACAAGAUGACUUUGAAAAAUUGGAUUAUGCACUUUUAUUAAAUUUUACUAAAAUUGGUUCUAUUGCAGAUUUCAAAUUAGUUAAAGAACAAAGUUGGUUAAGAAAUUUUGAUGAGUUAACUAAAAAUUAUGACCAUUUCUUGAAGUCUAUGAAUGAAAUUAAUGAAUUUGAUUAUUUAAGACUUAUAGAUUGUUGUAUCAUUAUACUCAAGUUGGUGUUAUUUAAGACUGAUGAUGCUAAUAAGUUAUUUCACACUGAACUUAACUAUUAUAAGAAUCAUCAUCCAAGUUUUAAUAUGAUUGUUGAUGAUUCUUUGAAAAAUGAAAAUAGUGCUACUAUAACUUUUGAACAAUCAAUAAAUUUAAAAGUCUUUGAUGAAUUAGAUAAUUCAAAAAACUCUAUUCAUUCGCAAAUGUUGUUUCAUGUUUUCACAAUUUUAUCAAUAUUUGCAAUCUAUGUUGUUAAAAAGAAUAAUCCAGAAGGUAAUUUAGGUUUAGAAUUUAAAUAUCCUGAAUCAGAUUCAAGUUAUUUAAAUGAAUUAAACCAAAGAUAUAUCACUAUCUUAAAAUUAUUGGGUAAAGUUGAAAAUUUCUUGAAAAUUAAAUAUCAGAAUAAUAAGUUGGAAAAUGAUUUUACUAAUUUAUGUUUAUUUUCAAACGGUAAUGAUGAUUUAAUUUUUGAUCCUUUCAAGAACCAUUCAAAUCGUGACGAUUUACUAAGAGACGCGGCGGCAAGUAAUUGCUUCAACCAUAGUAUUGAAAAAUCUUUAUACAUUUUAAAAUUAGGGGAGUCAAUUUUAAGUUAUAUGUAUGACACAAACAUUAAGGUUUCGAUAUUCAAAAAAUUGAGUGACAGUCUUUUACAAAUUAGAAAGUUUCUUAUCGAUAAUGAAGCAGCAGUGCUUUCAUAACUAUUUAUUAAUCUAUUUUAAUCCAUUCCUUUACUUACAAUU